UGAAUAUUAAGGAUAAAAAAAAUAUUGGAUUCGAGUCAUUUGUAUAAUUAUCCACCUAUUUUUUCAAACUUCAACAAAUUUUGUUUUGCGCAUGCUUGCAAAUUUUCUAUAAGCUUGUCUGAUCGAUAGAAGCGCUUCUCCUACAUGCUACGGUCAUGUUGGAAAAUACUGCAGUCUGUUCUGAACAGUCUUCGUGUUAGUGCAUCUAUCACAAAGUGACCAAAUAUUGAGAUUAUAAUAAUAUUAAAUCUCGAAAAAUCGAAGAACCUCAAUUAAUCUAAUUUACUUGAAUCAGUCAGAAAUCUACGAAUCUAAAUGUCUCUAGAACAAUCAUCUCAUCUCAGUCGGUGGGAAAGUACGGAGUAUCCUCAUUUAGAUCAAACUUGGCUCCAUAGAAUUUAUCCAGAUGUUCAGAUUUCAAAAACGCGUGUGUACGUAUCUAAGACUCCGAUGAAAUACUACAGGCCAUGGGAUGAUCUCCUGCGUAAAGGAGAUGGGGGUCUAUCAGUCGUGUUUCCUUACAAAAACAAAUUCCAUGUGGAUUUAGACAUGCAGGAAUUCGCACCUGAAGAAAUCAAUGUUAAAGUCGUAGACCGUUUUGUCACUGUUGAAGCAAGUCAUGAAGAAAAGGAAGAUGAAUAUGGUUGGAUCUCCAGACAGUUUACGAGGAGAUACAUAAUUCCAGAACAGUGCGAUGUCGAUCAAGUUUCCUCGAAACUUUCAUCGGACGGCGUUCUUUCGAUCAUUGUAUCACGCAAGCAAAAAUUAACUUUCGAUAGCGGAAGGGUAAUUAAAAUCGAGCAGACCGGUAUACCGUCUGUAUGCGUCAUACAGAAAGAAGAAAAGGAAGAAAAGGAAGAAAACGAAGAAAAGGAAGAAAACAAGGACAAGGAGGAGGAGGCGCAGGAAAAUUGAAGCUCAGCACCGAGUGAUAUACCGACUUGUAUUACCUUAUUCUUCGAUACUAUUUGUAGCUCCUAUCGCGAGUAUUUAUUUGGUGUUUAUAUCAGCGAAAUGCUUUAAGCAAAAUCAGCGAAAAAAUAUAUAUGUUUGUUAACAUAUAUCCUGAUUUGUAUUAUUCGAAUGAAUAUUCAUUAAAUUACACGUACUGGAAUUAAUAAGUUGUCCUAUGUAACGUAUGUAUGAAAGUAAGUAAGCAAGUAGCUCAACUGCUGUAUGUGUCUUGCAGGCAACAGAUCAGAUAUUAUGAGAGAUUCAUUUUAUUUUAAAGGUAAUGUAAGUAUCAUUUAUAUCAAUUAUUUGGUGGAAGCAAUUGAAAAUGAUAAUUUCGUUUAAAAUUUUAAUCAUCUUUAAACGAACUAUUAGUUGUUCUACUCAAUCAAUAUUAUCUCUAAAGGAUAUUAACAGUAAUACCAAUUUUAGAUGUAUCUGUAUUAGGAAAUUACCGAAUAGGAAAUCAUAUCCUAUCGAAUAUGUAAUACUCUCAUGAUUAAUAGAGACUGCAUUUAUGAUAUGUGUAUAUCUAUGCAUGUAUGUGUGGUAGGUGUAAAAGAAGGUUAAGUUCAAACAUUAAUGAUAAUUUAGCUGACGAUGCAAUGUUGUUAGCAGGAAAUAUAGAACAAUUAUGCUUUUUGUGUUCUUAAAAUUUACCAAUAAAAUGUAUGAAAUAAAAAUAAAAAAACUAUAAAUAAUUAAGUAUGGUAUUUAUUGAUCUAAGGUUUACAUAUAAACCGAUCUGAGAUUAGACUGCCGUCUCAUGCUUACAAGUACCCGCAGCAUCUUGCUAAGUAUCUGAGUCAAAUUUUAGUCCAAAAAAACUUUCUAGCUAGAUCUCGCCCUAUCCCACCGGAAUUUUACCAAUCCGUCCCGAUCCCAUAAACUUAGGUACCCGCACACUCCUAAUUGUAAGAUAAAGAAGUAUUUUAUUUUAUUCUUUCCUGCCUUACUGAGAAAUAUAUUAGAACUAAAUUAAAUAAUUACAAGAGAUAUAAACGUUGUUUUGUAUUUUUAUCCCGUUAAAUUUCAUUGAAAUGGUUUUGUAAACUGAAUUAAAAACAUUUGUAUUUGUCUUUUUGUAAAUAUAAAAUAGAAUAAUAAAUACAUCGUCGUUAACACUACUACUUUUGAUACUAAUGAACGUCACAAAUGAUAACAUACCUAAUUAAAACUAAAACAUAAAUUUUCAUGGAUUUUACGUACGUAUAUUGUACACUUAAAUAUAAAUGACUUAUAUUGUUUUUGUUAUGAUCUAAAAUUUUCAAAGAAUUCGGAACUGUUCGUGACUAAUUUUAAAUUCAUGACAUAGCAUAUCAAAUACAUACACAUAUCAAGUUUAUGACUCAUAACAAGUUACUUAUGUGUGUAUUGCGUAAUAUAUUCGAUUACACGAAAUUGCACAAAUAUGUACAAUCAUACAAAAUACGUAUGAAUUUUACAU
This is a messenger RNA of Bombus pascuorum, 2398 nucleotides long. RefSeq names its product protein lethal(2)essential for life-like. Bases 316 to 915 code for a protein of 199 amino acids. Gene Ontology annotation, molecular function: protein folding chaperone. Gene Ontology annotation, biological process: response to heat; protein refolding. The transcript has a single exon. NCBI's taxonomy places the organism in Eukaryota, Metazoa, Arthropoda, Insecta, Hymenoptera, Apidae. The record is from RefSeq and is a predicted model, not a curated record.